AUGGACUCCACUGGUGUUCUUCCUCACUUCUUGACCUGGGGGAUUGUGAUUGUGUGUGCAAAUAUUGUGGCGUCUAUUUUUGGUUUGCCGAAAGGAGCCUCAUCCUAUCCACAACUCAUCAUCCGAGAUAUAGUCGUUGUUGCAAGUCUGGGGCCUAGAUUUCUUCAGUUGUAUCUGUUUGGCACUGAUAAUGAAGUUAGCAAUAGGUUAAGUGCCUUUCAAAAUCAUAGUACAACUGGUUUGGAUGAGAGUAUUGUUAGAUUUCUGGUAGCCUUUUUGAAAGAUAACAAUGAAUAUGUGUGGGCGUUUAAGACUGCCAAAAAGUUUGUUGAUGAGAUGAAUAUACCAUCUUAUUCUGUUCGGUUAUUUAAUGAUAUUGUUGACCGUAGGUAUGAUUUACAUACAGCGGAAUCCUUGGGUUGCAUUGUUACUGGCGAUGAUAGUGUGAGUACACGUUAUGAUAUUGCAAUUCACUCCAAUUCUGGUCGUCCUCAGCAUGUUAGUAAACUUCAUCCUACUUAUAUGCCUUUACAUUAUAUUAUUUUGUUUCCAUAUGCCGCUCGUUUUUAUUUUUUUAAACAAAGAACAAAGUGCACACGAAUCUAUUCUUCUCGUUCUUUCUCCACCGCCUUCUCACCCACUAUCCUCAUAUCUUUCACCCACUAUCCUCAUAUCCUCAUAUCUUCCCGUUCGUUUUUUCUAUUUUUUCCAAUUUCUUUUGAUUUAUUUAUCAAAAAACAAAUUACAUUUCCAUUUGGUGCAUUUUUUAUAUUUAAGUGGGUAAGCACGACUCUUCAAGGUCUCAUUCUUCAUGUGAAACUGUUUGACAAAGAGUGGCUACAUGACAUGGAUGUCUGAAUUCAGAAUAGAUUCAUUUAAUAAGAUGGCUAUUCACUUAUAUACCAAUUUUCUAGAAGAACUAAUAUGAGUUGUUACCAAAUUCCAUGUUUCUUGGUUUUAAGAUGUCUGAUUGAAUAAAUGAUAAUAGAUG
Messenger RNA from Lactuca saligna, 991 nucleotides. The record is from the annotation of a GenBank genome assembly. Lineage: Eukaryota; Viridiplantae; Streptophyta; Magnoliopsida; Asterales; Asteraceae.